Messenger RNA from Knipowitschia caucasica, 2040 nucleotides. NCBI's taxonomy places the organism in Eukaryota, Metazoa, Chordata, Actinopteri, Gobiiformes, Gobiidae. The record is from the annotation of a GenBank genome assembly.
AUGAAAAAAAACCAAAACCUUGUGACCAAGGUCUCUUGUUUCUACCAUGGCAUAACGCAUAACACUGGUCUCUCCCGUGGAUGUUGGCUUUCUCCGGAGCUUUCAAACGGUGUGCGCACGAAGUUCGCUUCUUUGCGCUGUCUUAUCCCUCACAUCAUGGCUCUGAACUACCAAGCAUCAACACUGUCGCUGACUUUACCCAUUUCUUGCCAAAUAUGUCUGGGGAAGGUCCGACAGCCGGUGAUAUGUGCCAACAACCACGUGUUCUGCUCGACUUGUAUGGAAAUGUGGCUGAAGAAAUCGAGCCAGUGUCCCACCUGCAGAGUGCCCAUCACAGCCGAAAACCCAUGCAGAGAAAUCAUUGGGGGCACUAAUGAGAGCGAUCACAAAGAAUGCUCUUCUACAAGGAAAUGCUUGCGAAAAACGAGAAUGGAGCUGCUUUUUAAAGAGUAUGAGGAUGAAAUUGAAAGUCUGGUUCGAGAAAAUGAGGAGCUGAAAAACAAACACGAACAUCUGGAGUCCCAACUGAGGACGGCUCUAGAUCCCAGCUCCAUCAGCACAGUGGUGGCUGAUGAUAAAAGAGUGGAUUCCUUCAUUCUCGACGAACUGACUAAAAAGCUGUGUGCUGCCACUGAUGUCUUGGAGAAAGUAAAGCAAGACAUGGACAAGCUUAAGGAGGCAAACAAAGGUUUAAGAUCUCAAAACAUUGAUCUUGUCCAAGAAAACAUGAGGUUAAAAGCUGAAGUUGCAAGCCGGUCUCCACAAAAGUUUGGGCGGUUCACGGUGGCAGCACUCGAGGCCAAAGUUCAGCAGUACGAGCGCAACAUCGACCAGCUGAGGCGGGCCCUGGAGCGCAGCGACCAGUACGUCGAGGAGCUGGAGUCCCGCAUCGAAAACUCCGACAGGAAAGGAGCCAAUUUUCUGGAAACAGUCAGACAGCGCAACAAGAGCACGCCCGAGGACUUUACCCAGCAACAGAAAAUCAACAUGAUGAUGAGGAGUUUGAGCGACAACGAGCGCCUGUCAAUCUGCAGCAACCCAGAGGUAGACGGCGAGAAAUGUUCACAGAGUCACAGCUUGAUGUUCCUGCCGUCGGGAAACCACGCCGAGCUGACGAAGCCACUGACCGGAAAGCAGAAAUGCGAGGACUUGAACGGUGCCGACUUGAUGCCCACCACCCCGUCUUCUGCCUUUCGGUCGCUGACGCUGAAAAGCCCUGGGAUCCGAGAGAAAAAGGUUGCGUUCAAACCCAGUUCUUAUCUUCGGAAGCUUGAUUUUGAGGGCUUCCCCAGUCCAAGUAAAAGCAGUACAUUUGAAAGUCAGUUCAUGUGUGUCAAUAAGUUGAAUCCAAACAGUGUGGCGGAGACGAGGCCGAUGUUCUGGGACAUCUGGAGUAAGCCCAAACCUCUGGAAGAAUCUCAUCCAGGCCCAAGUAAGCAGAGUCCUCUCAAAGGGGCAGCAUCGCACGCUCCAGCUGACAAAUCGCAGACUACAAGCGAGGCGUCCAUGGAUGCAGCUUACCUGGAUAAAAUCUCCGAGCUGGACACCAUGCUGGACGGAGAAAGCCUGAGCAGCCGCAGUUCACAGCUCUCCCAGAUGUCCUCUCCUACAACAGAUUUAGAAUCCACGUUAGUCUCAGACACACAGACAACCUCAGCGUUCUUACCAGUGCAGCGCAGAAACGACGUACCAGAGAGUGACCAGCGAGAUCAGCAACAAUGCGAAGCUAGAGACUUAAACUCGCCCGUAAACGAGAAUCUACCCAUGGCAAAUCGGGAAAGUGGCGUUGGUGUUCAGGAAGGGCCCUCCCAGACUGACGAACUGUCCUUUGAGCUCUUGUUUGACCCCCUGGAUGAAAACGACAACGGCGGUGGCGCAUCUCAACAGGAGCAAAACAAAGCCCGAUCGUCGUCCUUCUGCUGCGAAAAACCUGAAAACCCAAGAGCCGGAAGCUCAAUGAAUAUGACACAAGCCACAAAGAGGAAGUCCUACAGCCCCUUCAGCAAUAGCAGCCCCACCAAACUGUCCAAGCUCAUGUGA